Molecule: messenger RNA, 839 nt
Organism: Acanthoscelides obtectus
Lineage: Eukaryota; Metazoa; Arthropoda; Insecta; Coleoptera; Chrysomelidae
Source: the annotation of a GenBank genome assembly
UGUUGAAUUACAUGAAUCACUUCAUUUUGUCAUUGAUGCAGUACACCGAAUCUGAAGCAACGCGUUGAAUACGCGGUUAUUUGCGCAGUUGUGUGAAGAAAAUGACGAACACUUUCAUAUUACUCCUUCACACUGAAGUACGCUAGCUGUCGAAAGGCUUAUGUUUGACAAGAUUUUUUGCACUUUUUGAGACUAUUCCAGAAUUUCUGGAUACUAAAGAUAAAAUUUUAAAAGAAAAUUUAAUGAAGAGGAAAACAGACAUCGCCUAUUUAACAGAUUUGUUUACAAAAUUUAAUAUGGUUAAUUUGCAAUUACAAGGCGACAGUUUAAAUUUGAUUAAAGCACAGUCCAUCUUAUCAGCGUUUCCUGCCAGAGUUAACCUAAUGAAGCAAAAUAUUGGACGGGGCGAAUUUUCUCAGUUCCCCAAUUUGUCACAGACAAGCUGCCAGGCAGACGACGUUUCAACUUACGUACAACAUUUAAAUGCCCUCUAUUCAGAUUUUGAAUCUAGGUUUGAGGAUAUUUUGACUAUGGUAAUACCACCGUGGAUAAUUAAUCCAUAUGGUCACAUAGAAGAAACGAAUGUCAUAAUACAAGAGGAACUGACUGAACUAAGUACAAACGAGGAACUUAAGGUUCAGUUUAAAAACGAAUAUCAGCAAUUCUGGCUGCAAAACAACAUACCCGUUACUUAUCCCAUAGCAUAUAGUUUAUUUUUGAGACCAGAUGCAAUUGUACUUAAAAUUAAGGCUUGCGUCAAGUUACAAUCCCAGAAACUUUACUUGUGUCUCAAAGAUAUUGGUGAGACAUUUACAUUAACGAUAAUUACUUUCUUCUGA